Venustampulla echinocandica is the source of this 930-nucleotide messenger RNA. RefSeq lists its product as uncharacterized. Bases 1 to 930 code for a protein of 309 amino acids. The record is from RefSeq and is a predicted model, not a curated record. Gene Ontology annotation, molecular function: signaling receptor activity. Gene Ontology annotation, cellular component: membrane. The transcript is spliced from 4 exons. Lineage: Eukaryota; Fungi; Ascomycota; Leotiomycetes; Helotiales; Pleuroascaceae.
AUGGCUGUCCGCCACCGGCGAUCUUCGACAAUCGAAGUCAUUGCAGAUGCAGCGAAGAAUAUUGAGAAAAACAUAGAGAAUCGGUUAUCAUUGACGGUGCCUUGGGAUGAUUUACCUUCAUGGCAGCAGGACAACCAUUACAUCCUUUCUGGAUAUCGAGUCGCCUCGAAUUCGUUCAGAAAGUCCUUCGCCAGCCUCGGCUACCUCCACAAUGAGACUGUUAAUCUUUAUUCACACUUCCUAGGAGCCAUCGCCUUCUCUAUUACUGGUGCUAUACUUUAUUCCGCGAUCGAAUCCCGAUAUGAGACCGCAACACGGUCAGAUAUCACCGCAUUUGGAUGUUUCUUCCUCGGUGCAGCAAUUUGCCUGGGCAUGUCUGGGACGUUCCAUACGAUUUCCAAUCAUUCUCCAAUGGUUGCCAGGUUUGGUAACAAGCUGGAUUAUGUUGGUAUUGUGUUCCUUAUCACUGGGAGUUUCAUUCCCAGCGUUUUCUAUGGCUUCUAUUGCCAUCCGCACUUGCAGGAAUUCUAUUGGACAAUGAUAUGUUCCUUGGGGUUAGGCUGCGCCAUGGUAUCUAUUUUUGAUAAAUUUAGGACUCCAGAAUGGCGGCCCUACCGAGCCGGCAUGUUUGUUGGUAUGGGCAUGUCUGCAGUCUUCCCUGUUCUACAUGGACUAGAACUAUACGGGGCUGAAGAGAUGCAACAGCGGAUAGGCUUGACAUGGAUGGUAACACAAGGCGUCCUAUACAUUCUAGGAGCCGGAAUUUAUGCAGCUCGCUGGCCCGAACGCCAAUGGCCGGGAUCGUUCGACAUAUGGGGAAGCUCCCACCAGAUAUUUCAUAUUCUUGUUCUGAUGGCAGCUGGUGCCCACCUGUGCGGCCUUUUGAAGGCAUUUGAUUAUCAUCAUCGAACGCUCGGUCUCCAGUGUUGA